Messenger RNA from Camelina sativa (false flax), 1479 nucleotides. RefSeq names its product ATP synthase gamma chain 1, chloroplastic. Gene Ontology annotation, biological process: proton motive force-driven ATP synthesis. Lineage: Eukaryota; Viridiplantae; Streptophyta; Magnoliopsida; Brassicales; Brassicaceae. Gene Ontology annotation, cellular component: chloroplast thylakoid membrane. Gene Ontology annotation, molecular function: proton-transporting ATP synthase activity, rotational mechanism. The record is from RefSeq and is a predicted model, not a curated record.
CUCUCUUCUUUCUUCUUCUUCUUCUUUCAUACAAUCAGAAGAAACAGAGAUAAGGUUAAGCGAAAACAACAAAACAAAAGAAGAAGAAUAAGAAAAACAAAACCUUCUCUCUCAGAAUCAAGAACAAUGGCUUGCUCUAAUCUAACAACAAUGUGGGUUUCAUCAAAACCAUCUCUUUCUGAUUCCUCUUCCUUAUCUUUCCGAUCUGUUCUCAACCCUCUUCUCCUCCCUAACCACACUACCUCUCCUCCUUCGAGAUCUUCCUCUGUUUCACCAAUCCAAUCGUCUCUUCGUGAGCUCCGAGACCGUAUCGAUUCCGUCAAGAACACUCAGAAGAUCACCGAAGCUAUGAAGCUUGUCGCUGCUGCUAAAGUCAGGAGAGCUCAAGAAGCUGUCGUUAACGGACGACCAUUCUCUGAAACCCUAGUUGAGGUUCUUUACAACAUCAACGAACAGCUUCAAACCGAUGAUGUCGAUGUGCCUUUAACCAAGGUCAGACCGGUUAAGAAAGUGGCACUCGUUGUCGUAACCGGUGAUCGUGGAUUGUGCGGUGGAUUCAACAACUUCAUCAUUAAGAAAGCAGAGGCUAGGAUCAAAGAGCUUAAAGGUCUUGGUCUUGAUUACAUAGUCAUUAGCGUGGGCAAGAAGGGAAACUCGUAUUUCCUCCGUCGUCCGUACAUCCCCGUCGACAAGUUCCUUGAAGCCGGAACUUUACCGACGGCCAAAGAAGCUCAAGCUGUGGCUGAUGAUGUCUUCUCUCUGUUUAUAAGUGAAGAAGUCGACAAAGUCGAGCUCUUGUACACAAAGUUUGUGUCUUUGGUCAAGUCAGAACCCGUGAUCCACACGCUACUGCCUCUAUCGCCUAAAGGAGAGAUCUGUGACAUUAAUGGGAACUGUGUUGAUGCUGCGGAAGAUGAGUUGUUCAGGUUAACGACGAAAGAAGGGAAACUGACUGUUGAAAGAGAGACUUUUAGGACACCAACCGCUGAUUUCUCUCCCAUCUUGCAAUUCGAGCAAGACCCUGUUCAGAUUCUUGAUGCUUUGUUGCCUCUGUACCUUAACAGUCAGAUUCUUAGGGCUUUGCAGGAGUCAUUGGCUAGUGAGCUUGCAGCUAGAAUGAGUGCAAUGAGCAGUGCUUCGGAUAAUGCAUCGGAUCUUAAGAAAUCGCUUUCUAUGGUGUAUAAUAGAAAGCGUCAAGCUAAGAUUACUGGAGAGAUUCUUGAGAUUGUUGCUGGAGCUAAUGCACAGGUUUGAUUUGUUUGGAACUGUCAAACUCUUUUUUUAUUCUCGUUAUCGUUUGUAUAAUGUAUAAUGGUAAUCUCUAGAACAACUCCUUAUAAUCUUUUUUUCUUCAUAUAAUCAUGCAAUUACAAACAAAGUGCGAGGUUGUAUCUAUUUUGGCCUUUCAUUGGAUAAAUUGAUGGAAAUCUUUGUUGAAUAUUUUGUGGAUGAUGAGCCUUUUUGUAGAAUCCUUUUGAA